Molecule: messenger RNA, 2249 nt
Organism: Seriola aureovittata
Lineage: Eukaryota; Metazoa; Chordata; Actinopteri; Carangiformes; Carangidae
Gene: fuz
Product: fuzzy planar cell polarity protein
Exons: 2
Coding region: 263-1570 (435 amino acids)
Biological process (GO): vesicle-mediated transport; non-motile cilium assembly
Source: RefSeq, a predicted model, not a curated record
UCUUUUGUUAACCUAGCAUGUUAAAUACAGUUAGCCAACAAAGCCAAUUGGUUAGAGAGCCGACAGUAGGUGUCUGCUCUGGUCAUGAUAGAUAGAAUUGCUGCAUGAUAUCUUGUCUUGUCGUUGCCGUUUCAGCCAGCUUCAGGAAAAUGGUUUAACGAUCAUCGAAGAUCGUUAGUUGACUGGUUCAACAAUCUGCUGCAGCUGAAAAGCUACUCUGUUGACCGUGCAUGCAACAGUGAACCACAGCUAGCUAAACCCAAUGAUGAUGCUCCAGGACGGGUCAACACAGGUCCUCUGCCUCACAGCCAGCAGCGGGGUUCCUCUUUUCACAAGGGGAGCCGCCAAACAGCUGCCCUUCUCUGUCAUCGGCUCCCUGAAUGGUGUUCACAUGUUUGGAGGUGGUCAGGGAGUAGUGUUGUCCUGCUGUGAGACUGAAGGCGGGGGGAAGGUGGUGUGGAGAGUUUUCCAGGACAGUGUGAUGCUCAUCGCUGUGAGUGGAGGUGGACAAAGUGGUGCAGGCAGCAGCAAAGAGGAGGAGGUGCGUUUACAACGACUCCUGGAGAAUGUGUGGAACUGCAUGGUGCUGGUGUUGGGGCAGGAUGAGUUGGCCAACAUGAGGAAUGUUGAGAGGCUGAAAAGGGACUUGCGAUCCUGCUUCAGCCUCAUUGAUCAGCUGUUGGAGGAGAGGCAAGAGGGCAUCCUGGGCAACCUGACACACUGCGCUGAUUCACUGCUGCCUCCAAGCCCUGCUCUUCUUCAAGAAGCUGUGGAUGGCUUUGCUCAGGCUGCGGACAGUGAGUUUGGUUGCCUUAUUGUCCACGGGCGAAUAACUGCAGCAACUGAGAAGUGGUGGCGCCUAGCACCACAGGAAGUUGUGCUGCUCUCUGCUUUGAUUCGCUCCCUCUCAGCCUCUGGAUCAGAUUCUUGUGAUUACCCAGUUUUCCUUCCUCAUGGCAGCCCCACCGUGGCCCAUCGCCUGCUUCGCUUCCAGCUGCUCCCUGGAGCAGAUGUAUGUGUGCUGUGCGGUCCUACCCCUACCCUGCAUAGAGCAGAGAGUGGGCUGGUGUGUCGUUUCUGGUCACCCUUGGUGGAGACUCUGAGAGACUGCCUGGCUGUUGGAGAGCGCUGUUUACCAGCAUCUGUAUCCCUGCGCCCUGAUGUGCUGGCACUUCUUCUCAUCAACCGUGAAACACGUCGGUCAGUCUCUUGUGUGCGGACUCCCACUAACCAUCUGCACAGUGACCCUCCUUUACCCUCCAAGGCCCGCUGCUGGGAGCUGCUGAAGCUGUUCUAUAUCUUCAGCACAACACGCUACUUCAGCCAGGAGGAGACAUUGUGUGUCUCCCCAGAGGAGAGGGCUGAGAGAAGCAACACUGAAGACUUUGUCCUUGGAUUCUCACACCAGCCGCUACAGUGCUACCUAGUUACAGAGGAGUGCAAAAGCUAUGGACUUCAGACAGCGCAGCAUCAGCUCUUCCUGCUUAUUCCAUCAUCAGUCCCCACCUUUGCACUCCGCACGGUGGCAACACAGACUCUCUCUGAUAUAGUUGCAGCCACUCGGUUUUAAUUCAACAGUUCACUUUGCUAUAACAUCUCAAUUUUGGGGAAACCUACCAUGUUUCACCUCAUAAUAUCUGAAUUAACAGGUGAAUAGCCAUUCACCUGUAAUCUGAAUUCACUGCUGAUAUUUAAUUUUUCCCAUAUACAGUAUAUUUCCUGAUGACUGCAAACCUAAAAUUACAUGUUGACUAACAGAUCUACAGUAGAGGCAUAAAAAUCAGCUUUCAUCUGUUCAUCUUUUAUGAAGACAAUGAUUAACUGACCACUCAUGAGAGCUGUUCAGUAGAAAAAUGUAUCACUGUUAAUCUAGUAUGAAAUAUGAAAGUAUGAAAACUGUUGAAAAUGUCAUACCAAAGUGAACUUCUUUUAGGCUUGUUUUGCAUUUAAGAGAAAAGUCACUCUCCCAAUUGUGUCUAACUUCACUGGCUUCAAGGCUAAACUGUCACAGCAAUGAAAGCUGGCUAGAUUGCAGUUCAAAUUCCCUUGGCACACUGAAUACUAACAUUAUCACUAGGGUUGCACUGGGUUUUAAAAUGUAUUAGGGAAUAAUGUGAAAAGUUGCACUGGGAUAAAUAAGUGCCUGCUGUUUAUUGUUCUGAAAUUUUGAAUCAUUUAGCUUAAAGAAAGAUGAAAUAAUUUAUUUGUCUGCUUGAGUUCUGAUCCUAAAUAUAGUCUGUUACCUUCUA